Molecule: messenger RNA, 1045 nt
Organism: Xenia sp. Carnegie-2017
Lineage: Eukaryota; Metazoa; Cnidaria; Anthozoa; Malacalcyonacea; Xeniidae
Product: dTTP/UTP pyrophosphatase-like
Exons: 8
Coding region: 66-722 (218 amino acids)
Molecular function (GO): nucleoside triphosphate diphosphatase activity
Source: RefSeq, a predicted model, not a curated record
UAGAGUCAACACCCGCUUAUAUUUAAGACGUUCGAACUAUCUUCUUAAUUCUUACAGAUUAUAAAAUGUUACAACCAUUUCUAGAAGUUUUGAACAAACAGAAUAUAAUAUUGGCUAGUGGUUCUCCUCGCAGGAAAGAAAUCAUGUCUGCUUUGGGCUUGAGAUUCACCAUAGUUCCAUCAAAAUUUGAUGAAAAUUUGGCAAAAGAUGCAUUUAGUGGACCUAGCGAGUAUGCAAAAGAAACAUCCCGGCAGAAAGCUGUGGAGGUGUAUAACCGUUUGUCAAAGACAGCUUUGCCAAAUCUUAUUGUAGCCAUGGACACAGUUGUUUUUUUAGAUGACAAAAUUAUUGAAAAACCAAAAGAUGAAGAAGAUGCCUUUCAAAUGAUUAAGAGUUUGAGUGGAAGGACACAUUCUGUUCACAGUGGCGUGACUCUUUUGAAACCAAUAAAUAACAAAAUAAAUGAAGAACCAUGUGAAAUUCGACAGUUUGAAGAAGUUACCAAAGUUACAUUUGGAAAACUCACGGAUCAAAUAAUUCGAACUUACGUUGCAACGAAAGAGCCCAUGGACAAGUCUGGUGGGUAUGGUAUACAAUCAACAGGACUUGGUGGAUCAUUUGUGAAGAGCAUAGAUGGUGAUUAUUUCAAUGUCAUCGGAUUUCCACUUCACAGAUUUUGCGUUGAAAUAAGAUCGAUGUUUGGUAAUUUAAAGGCUAUAUAAAUUAUUUAUAAGUUUUUAAUAGCGUUUAAUCCUUUUUACGUAUUAUCAUUAAAAGUUCGGGUCUUUUACCGACUAUGAAUAAAUAGGAAAAAUUCAAAUACAAAUGCGUCUAUUCAUUAGGGGAUUUAUGACGAGUUUUUUUAGUUUUUAAUUGACGCAUUUACCACUUAAGCAUUUUUAAUAAGGCUAUAACUGUUCGCUAGCCAAUCAUGAGUUUUAAUAUGUAUGUAUAGCUACCUUCAUGCCAGGCUCUGGUUCACAAGUAUAACAUAAAGAUGAUAUAAUAUGAAGCAUACUCCGAAUAAAAGCCAUGUUUAAUUCAA